Messenger RNA from Papilio polytes (common Mormon), 931 nucleotides. RefSeq names its product probable histone-lysine N-methyltransferase set-23. The coding region runs from base 87 to 911 and encodes 274 amino acids. Gene Ontology annotation, molecular function: histone H3K9 methyltransferase activity; protein binding; zinc ion binding. The transcript is spliced from 2 exons. NCBI's taxonomy places the organism in Eukaryota, Metazoa, Arthropoda, Insecta, Lepidoptera, Papilionidae. The record is from RefSeq and is a predicted model, not a curated record. Gene Ontology annotation, cellular component: nucleus.
AGUUUUAAAAACUACUGAAUUGAAACCUUAAAAAAAUACAAUUAUUCUAUGCAAAUAUUCUUAAUAAAAUUCUGUUCAAAAAUAACAUGAAUGAUAGUUAUGAUCACAUUAGUCCUGACUUAAUAUAUGUAGUUGAAAAUAUACCAGGACCAGCUGAAGACAAUGUAGAAUAUGAAGAAUUAUUAAACAACUACAAUUCACAACUUUCAUGUAAAUGUGAAUGUACAAGAAAUUGCUUAGACGAGACCUGUUUAUGUAUUUAUAACUCUAGGGGAAGAAAUUAUACAUUCUCAGAUAGUAACAACUUAAAAACUUACAAAAUUAUUGACUACAAGAAUGACAAGACAAUAUUUGAGUGUAAUGAUUUAUGUUCAUGUAACAGUUACUGUGGAAAUAAAUUAGUACAAGUAGGCCCUCUCGAAGGCUUGAUUGUUAAACCCUGCGAUAUUAAAGAAAAAGGUUUUGGUUUGUUCACAAAACACCCUAUAAACAAAGGUUCAUACAUAUGUGAGUAUGCUGGAGAAAUUAUAACAAAAUCACAAGCCCUUAAGAGGCAUCAAAUGAAUAUAAUGAACAUGAAAAUGAAUUUUAUAUUUUGUUUAAAUGAACAUUCCAAUGGGAAGGUAACACAGACUUUUGUUGAUCCAUCUACCUUUGGUAGUAUUGGCCGUUAUAUAAAUCAUAGUUGUGAACCAAAUUGUUUUAUUCUACCCGUCAGAGUUAACACUCCAUUACCAAAACUCGCUAUAUUUAGUCUUACAGAAAUUACACAUAAUCAUGAAAUAACAAUAGACUAUGGCUCAAAAUCUUACAAUGGUCUAAAUAUUGAAGUCAAUGUAGAAUAUGGUAGAAAAGGGUGUUUGUGCAACAGUGACAAUUGCAAGGGCAAUUUGCCAUUUGAUUUUUAUUGAAUACAAAUAAUAAUUAUAAA